This is a messenger RNA of Ictalurus furcatus (blue catfish), 2366 nucleotides long. RefSeq names its product transducer of ERBB2, 1a (gene tob1a). Gene Ontology annotation, cellular component: nucleus; cytoplasm. Gene Ontology annotation, molecular function: transcription corepressor activity. Lineage: Eukaryota; Metazoa; Chordata; Actinopteri; Siluriformes; Ictaluridae. The transcript is spliced from 2 exons. Gene Ontology annotation, biological process: regulation of gene expression. The coding region runs from base 410 to 1390 and encodes 326 amino acids. The record is from RefSeq and is a predicted model, not a curated record.
AUACAGGAGGAUGACAAGCAAACGAAGACGAAGUUGUAAAAACACCCAGGUAUUGAGGGUGGAAAGGCGCUUUUAAGAAGGUUAAACGGAAGCAAAAAAUUACGUCUACAAAUUGGAAUAUCUUUUUUUUUAAUGUUAACUUCCUUAAUGUGAAGAGAGUAUUUAUAUCUACAGUUUUCUAUUUGCACUAGUUAACGGUACUUCAGCUACUGCGAAGGUUUUUUUGUUUGUUUUUUUACUAAAGAACUGGAUCACUCAUCUGUGGACGGAGACAUUUCCUCUGCAACCAGCACUUUGUUCCUUUGCCUGGCUCCAGCUGAAUCUUGUGUUGCGCAAGGCUCGAUACCACGUGAGAUUUCAAGCGGCUUCUGGAGAUACUAAUAUUUUGCACCUGUCCAGUUUAGCAGCUAUGCAGCUUGAAAUUCAAGUAGCACUCAACUUUAUAAUUUCUUACUUGUACAAUAAGUUGCCACGGCGUCGUGUCAACAUUUUUGGCGAGGAGCUGGAACGGCAGCUGAAGCAGAAGUACGAGGGACACUGGUACCCGGACAAGCCAUACAAGGGGUCUGGGUUCCGCUGUAUUCACGUUGGGGAGAAAGUGGACCCGGUCGUUGAGCAAGCAGCCAAAGAGAGUGGGUUGGACAUCGAAGAUGUACGCAACAACCUGCCUCAAGAUCUCAGUGUUUGGAUCGAUCCGUUUGAGGUGUCUUAUCAGAUUGGGGAAAAGGGACCCGUCAAGGUGCUCUAUGUGGAUGAUAGCAACGAAAACGGGCUGGAGUUGGACAAAGAGAUCAAGAACAGCUUUAACCCUGAGGCCCAGGUUUUCAUGCCAAUCACUGAGCCUGUGGGACCCUCACCCACAUCCAGCUCACCGUCCCCUCCCUUCGGCCAAUCAGCUGCUGUCAGCCCCACCUUCAUGCCCCGCUCCACCCAGCCUUUAACCUUUACCACUGCCACAUUUGCUGCCACCAAAUUCGGCUCCACCAAGAUGAAGAGUAGUGGUCGCAAUGGCAGUAAGGUGACACGAAGCUCCCCCACCAACCUGGGCUUGAAUGUGAACAACCUCCUGAAGCAGAAAGCCAUCUCUACUUCGAUGCACUCACUCUAUGGCCUCGGCUUGAGCGGACAGCAGCAGAAGACCUCGGCCCUGUCCCCAAAUGCCAAGGAGUUUGUGUUCCCCAGCCACCAGGGCCAGGGUAGUCCAAGUGCAAUGUUCCCAGGAGAGAGCUCACUCGGCCUGAGUCUCAGCCCUCUCCAGUACAGUAAUGCCUUUGACGUGUUCGCCACCUACGGGGGCCUGAAUGAGAAGUCCCUGAUGGAUGGCCUAAACUUCAGCUUGAGCAACAUGCAGUAUUCUAACCAGCAAUUCCAGCCAGUAAUGGCCAACUAGGAAACAAAGACGCUACUACAGUGACCAGAGAUAUGUGACUGGGGAUUGGAUGGGGUGCUUAUUUUCUAAAAUUCUGAAAAAGAGGGGGGAAAAAAUAGAAAAGUGCAAAAAAAAAAAAGGAAAAGCUUACACAUUAACUGUACAGUCCCAGUGUACAAGUCAAAGAGCAUGAGCCCGAGGGUGAAUUAUUUGCCCCCUUGAGUUUUUUUAUUUUUAAUUUUUUUUUUAUUUUGUUCUUUUUUAUGAUGAAGCUUGUAGUACUACAUGUCCAAGCUUGGUUACCUAAACUCAACAUUAUAUUGUUGUUUUUUUUUUUUUGUUGUGGGGGUUUUGUUUUUGUUUUUUUGGGGGGGUUUUUUGCCAACCAAGCACAAAAUUAUUUUUUAUUGACUGUUUUAAGAUAACUCUAUGAGGAAUUAAAACACAAUUCAUGGCCUCUUACAGUAUUUAAGAUAUAGCUGGACAGCCAAUUUUCAAAGGAUUGGCAUAAAUACUAAGUGGAAAUUUCCUGGUCUCCUUUUCUAAUUGUAUAAUUUAAUUUAGUACAGAGUUUGUAAAAUAUCAGAGUAUAUAUUGUUUCUACAACAUGGUAUUGCAUUUAUAUCUUUUUACUACUCCAGUGAUCUGUGAUGGCUGCAGCAGCUUUUGUGUUAUUUCUUUUUUUAUUGAAAAUUGUAAAAUGAAUCCAUCUUUAAAAACAUUGACUAUUCUGAGGAUUGUGUACAGAAUAUUCCGUAGUGGUGGGAUUUAAGAAUUUGCGUUUUUUGGGGAAAAAAAAAGAAACAAGAGUUGUAUUUUCUGUUAAAAGUUAAGAUUUUUGCUAUAUUAUGACGAAAUGUAAUCGUAUAUUAAUUUUGUACCUACAUCGUGCAAUACUUGAUAAAAACACACGGUAUAACAAAAGUAUUGAGUCAGUGUCUUAUAUGUUAAGAGGGACUGAUAGUUUAUUAAGUUUGUAUUAAAAUUCUUGAAAAUA